This is a messenger RNA of Phragmites australis (common reed), 1693 nucleotides long. RefSeq lists its product as uncharacterized. The record is from RefSeq and is a predicted model, not a curated record. The coding region runs from base 60 to 1427 and encodes 455 amino acids. Gene Ontology annotation, biological process: amino acid metabolic process. Gene Ontology annotation, cellular component: cytoplasm. The transcript is spliced from 5 exons. NCBI's taxonomy places the organism in Eukaryota, Viridiplantae, Streptophyta, Magnoliopsida, Poales, Poaceae. Gene Ontology annotation, molecular function: aminoacylase activity.
ACUCCAACCCCUAUCCGUCGCUCCCCCGGCAUCACAAAUUCACAAGUCCACUUCUCACCAUGGGAAUCGAGAACCCUACGCAGGCACCUCCCGCUCCCAUGGCGCCAGCCACCAGGCUGCUCCUCUCCCUCUCCCUCGUUCUCCUCGCCUCCGCCGCCGCGGGCUCCUCGCCGUCGUCGGACGCGGAGGCGAUCUCCCGGUUCCAGGAGUACCUCCGCAUCGACACGGCGCAGCCGGCGCCAGACUACGCCGCGGCCGUGAACUUCCUGCGGGACCAGGCCGCCGCCGCGGGGCUCGAGGCGCGGACGCUGGAGCUCGUCGCCGGGAAGCCCCUGCUGCUGCUGCGGUGGCCCGGGCGUCGGCCGUCGCUCCCUUCUAUACUCCUCAACUCCCACACCGACGUCGUGCCGUCGGAGCCGCACAAGUGGGACCACCCGCCCUUCUCCGCUGCCCUCGACGAAGCAUCCGGUCGCAUCUACGCGCGCGGCUCUCAGGACAUGAAGUGUGUGGGGAUGCAAUAUCUCGAAGCCAUACGCAAUCUCCGUGGUGCAGGCUUUGUCCCAGAUCGAAACAUCUAUAUGACAUUUGUUCCCGAUGAAGAGGUUGGUGGGCAUGAGGGUGUUGAGGUAUUUGUUGCAUCAAAGGAGUUUAAAGACAUGAAUGUGGGGUUGGUUCUUGAUGAGGGUCUUGCAUCUCCUAGGGAGGAGUACCGGGUGUUCUAUGCGGAGCGUAGCCCUUGGUGGCUUACUAUAAAAGCAAGGGGUGCACCAGGGCAUGGUGCAAAAUUGUAUGAUGGUAGUGCUAUGGAGAAUUUGAUGAAGAGCGUGGAGGCUAUUCGGAUGUUCAGGACAUCACAGUUUGAUUUAGUAAAGUCCGGAGAGAAGGCUGAAGGAGAUGUUGUGUCAGUGAAUUUUGCAUACCUGAAGGCUGGCACAGCGACACCAACGGGUUUUGUCAUGAAUCUCCAACCAUCUGAAGCAGAGGUGGGUCUUGACAUCCGAAUCCCUCCUAGCGCUCAUGUUGAAGCACUAGAGAGGCGUCUUACUGAAGAAUGGGCACCUUCCUCACGCAAUUUGACCUUCGAGUUUAAACAGAAGAUGUCUGUCCUCGACAACUUUGGGAAGCCAUCCAUGACUCCUGCUGACAGCUCGAAUCCAUGGUGGCCGGUGUUUGAAGAAGCCGUGAAGAGUGCCGGCGGCAAACUUGGUAAGCCGGAGAUAUUUCCGGCCUCUACUGAUGCUCGUUACUUCCGGAAGAUUGGAUUACCAGCAUUCGGUUUCUCUCCUAUGGCAAACACACCAAUACUGCUCCACGAUCAUAACGAGUUUCUGAGCAAAGAUGAGUACCUCAAAGGAAUCGGGAUAUACGAAUCCAUCAUCAGGGCGCUGGCAACUCACAAAGACGAGGAGUCAAGGGCAGAGCUAUGAGAAAUCUUUGACCUUGCCUUGUUGCAAUUCUUGCCACUCGAUUGGAGCGCCGAAAUCAUGUUUAGGCAAUGCUGCUGCUUAUGUUUCUGCUCCCACGGUGAAAUCAAAACAGCAAACACGUUCCUUGUACAUUUUCAAUAAAUUUUAACGCUCAGAAUAAUUGUACUGCAGCUGCGGUUCCUCUGCAUGCUUCAGGAUUCAUGAUAUUGCUACAUGAUGGGUCACUGCUGUAUACACCUUGCAGUUAUUCACUGAAUUUUUCAGCU